Messenger RNA from Nematocida parisii ERTm1, 1433 nucleotides. Its product is annotated as seryl-tRNA synthetase. Bases 1 to 1323 code for a protein of 440 amino acids. Lineage: Eukaryota; Fungi; Microsporidia. The transcript has a single exon. Gene Ontology annotation, cellular component: cytosol. Gene Ontology annotation, biological process: seryl-tRNA aminoacylation. Gene Ontology annotation, molecular function: ATP binding; serine-tRNA ligase activity; tRNA binding. The record is from RefSeq and is a predicted model, not a curated record.
AUGAUUGACUUGUCUAUUCUUAGAAAUAAAGACACCCGGCAGCUUGUCAUGGAAAGUGAAUCUAACAGAUUCCGUGGCACAAAAACAGCAGAAAAAGUAGUGGAUAUGAUAGAAGAAAGAAUAAAAAUAAGAUAUGUAAUGGAACAACUAAAUAAAGAAAUGAAUAGUCUUACAAAAGAAGGGAUGAAGUAUUUUAAAGUAACAAAGGAUAAAGGCUCACCAGAGGACAAUGGAAAGAAACAAGAAUUAUUAGACAGAAUAGCAGAAAUAAAAGAAAAGAAGAGUAAGUGUGUAGUAGAGUUAAACACAAAAGAAGAAGAGACGGAUAAUAUAGCAAGAGAAAUAGGAAAUAUUCUGGAUAAAUCUGUGUGUAUAGAUGAUAAUGAAGAUAACAAUCCAAUAAUUGUACAGACAGAAAAGAGAACUAAAGAAUUUUGGCCUAAGCAGUUAUUAUCAUAUGAUUUGGUACUGGACAGAUUGGGUGUAGUGGAUACAGAAAGAGGGACUAGAAUAUCUGGGCACAGAGGGUAUUUCUUAAAAGGUGCGGGUGUUAUUCUUACACAGAGUCUUAUACGGUAUGCACUGGAUUUUUUACGUAAGAGUGAUUAUACGCUGAUACAAACACCUUUUAUGAUGAGGAAGGAGUCAAUGAAAAGAACUGCACAGUUAAGCGAUUUUGAUGAGCAGCUAUAUAAAGUAGAAGGCGGGAAUGAUUUGUACUUGAUUGCAACCUCUGAGCAACCACUCUCUGCGCUGCACGAAGGUGAGUGGAUAAAAGAAACAGAACUACCUAUUAGAUACGGUGGAUAUUCCACUUGUUUUAGAAAAGAGGCAGGUGCCCAUGGAAAGGAUAACAGAGGUAUAUUCAGAGUGCAUCAGUUUGAGAAGAUUGAGCAGUUUUUAAUUACUGCCCCAGAAGAGAGUGAGGCAGAGUUUAAGAAGAUGGUUGAUAGAUCCAAGGCAUUCUAUGACUCACUUGGGCUGUCUUACAGAGUAGUGUCGAUUGUUUCUGGCGCACUUAACAAUGCAGCAGCAAUUAAAUACGAUUUAGAAGCACUCUUCCCCGCCUCAGACAGGUAUAGAGAGUUAGUUUCAUGCUCUAACUGCACAGAUUACCAGAGCAGAGACUUAAAUGUGCGGUACAGGCCAACUGAAAGCAAUGAGGAAAAGCAGUUUGUGCACAUGCUGAAUGGAACACUCUGCGCGGUGCAAAGAACUCUUUGUUGUCUUGUGGAGAACUAUCAAACAGAAGGAGGAAUAAUGGUGCCAGAAGUUUUAGUUCCAUAUGUGGGAGAAACCUUUAUUCCAUUCAUUAGAGAAUAAUUUUCAACUAUGUACUAUUUUUAGGAUAGAAAACAGCUGAAAAAUGGAAAUGCAUAAAAACAAGAUUUGUUUUUAAAAUAACCAGAUAUUUAUUUAUUUGAGUACACAGU